Hypanus sabinus (Atlantic stingray) is the source of this 1790-nucleotide messenger RNA. RefSeq names its product suppressor APC domain-containing protein 2-like. The transcript is spliced from 6 exons. NCBI's taxonomy places the organism in Eukaryota, Metazoa, Chordata, Chondrichthyes, Myliobatiformes, Dasyatidae. The record is from RefSeq and is a predicted model, not a curated record. The coding region runs from base 346 to 1497 and encodes 383 amino acids.
CACAGCGUGGUGAAACUGUGCUUUCCCUGUAGCUGUUAAACUUAUUUCUGCAUUAUGUUAUUGUUUUACCUUGUUCUCCCUCAGUGCAAUGUGCAAUACAGUAAUGCAAGACAAGCUUUUCACUGUACACGUUACAAUAAUAAACCAAUUCAAUUCAAUUUCAUCUGAGCCGGAUGCCGAAUCAUUGGGGUUUUAGAAUAGCCGGAUAAUGUAUUAAGUUUCUCUCUAACUCUCAGUGGAGGCCGAGGGUUGCUCCGUUUGAAUGAAAUUGACCUCUUGCAGCGGCGGCAGUGGGUGGGACAGAGUGAAUCGGGCUGCAGUUCGCGUUGAUGAGUCUCUGCUUUAAUGAGCCCCGAAGCUUGGCAGAACACACAGUUCGACUGUCUCUCACCGGGGCCCAUCUCGGGAUUAUGCGCUGGCCGAGACCGGAUGGCAUCUCCAGAGCUGAGCCGACUGGUGGAGCAUCUUCCCCGGGAUAAGAGGCAGCAGCAGCCCCGGUCUCCGCCUCGGACUUUCCUCUUCAAUCUGCGGACUCUAUUCGACAUUUUGGAGCAACAGAGCGGGGGUACGGUCGAACUGCGCGACAUCGAGAGGGGCUGGCCGGACGACAGUAGCCGGGAGCCAGCUCUCCCGCCCGGUCUCAUUCCCUGCCUGCGCCGGGUAGCCGAUCCCGGGGGUCGCCUCACUUUUCCCCGCUUGCUGGCCGGAAUCAGGACGGCGCUGGAGCAGGAUACCGAGCCGGAAGGGGCAACACCUACUAGAGAGCAGCAAUACCGAGCAAAACCCUCCCCUCCGACCGGCUUCGUGCUCCGAGAACCCGGGGCACAGGGGAGUAAUGCCCCGGUAAGAGACAGCGGGAACCGCGCACAGGACCGCAGCGAAGGACCAGGAAUCAGUCGCUCACAGAGCAUCACCGGCUCCGUUGCUCAAGCUGCCCAGCGACAGAGCGCCCGGUGCCGGAACGAGCCGCGCCGGCACACGGUAACCAGCGGCAUCGAUUACGACGUGCUGAAGCGGAUGAAGGAACUGGAGAAGGAGCGCGACGCACUCGUGCACGGCCUGGAGAUGGUGGAGCGGGUUCGUGGCUGGUACCUGCAGCAGAUCCACAGCGUUAGGCGGCGGCAAGAGCAAGCCAGGCGUGGACUGGGGAAUGCGGACUGUCCCACUGAUCCUCAGCCGAACCGAGCCUGCCUCCUGUUGGCCAAGAUCCAGGAAGUGAACUGCUGCCUCAGUGACCUCAUGUCCUGCACGGGAAAGACAGCACACACCCAGCAUCCUGUUAAUGGGCUUGUUCCUGCUGCGAAGGCAAUUGGCUUCUACCGGCAGCCAAUCAAUGUGCUGCAAGACCAGAACCAUCUGCUAAGCAAGGAGCUGUCCGUGAAGAGCGAGCGGAUCGCUGUCCUGGAAAGGGAGAAGGCAUCGCUGAUCAAACGACUGAUUGAGACCCAAAGCCAGGGCGGUUCAGAGUCCAGUUGCGAAGGCUCGACUAUCAUCUAGCCCGCUACUUGUCCACCCCGUUACAGAGAUAGGAGGAGGAGUCAAGUGGAUGUCCCAUCCGCCCCUCAAACUUUCCAGAUCACCUGACUGUGACCUUGUUCCCUAUUACAGUAUGAUAAUUAUCCAACAUGCUGGACUUUGGAUGAAUGGAGGGAGCGGUAUCAAAUAUGGGACCACCAUUAUUAAACAAGACGGUUCCUCCGAAAGAAAACUUUUCCCUCUGUACCAAACAAAGAACUGUUACCUCUCAACUUUGAUCUUUGACAGGUUCAGCCAGUUGCAAUAACCCUAUC